Archocentrus centrarchus (flier cichlid) is the source of this 2118-nucleotide messenger RNA. Its product is annotated as sodium channel subunit beta-1. The coding region runs from base 268 to 918 and encodes 216 amino acids. Gene Ontology annotation, cellular component: voltage-gated sodium channel complex. The transcript has 6 exons. Gene Ontology annotation, biological process: cardiac muscle cell action potential involved in contraction; regulation of heart rate by cardiac conduction; regulation of sodium ion transmembrane transporter activity. Gene Ontology annotation, molecular function: sodium channel inhibitor activity; transmembrane transporter binding. The record is from RefSeq and is a predicted model, not a curated record. Lineage: Eukaryota; Metazoa; Chordata; Actinopteri; Cichliformes; Cichlidae.
CAGGACUGCAGACUUAAAAGCCCUGAAACACAGAAACUCAACUUUCUUUGGAUUUAAAGAAGCGUUUUCUGCUCAUUUUUGGCCUCAUUGAAGUGAAAGAUUGCUGAACCGAUUGGCUGACAGUCAGAUUAAAGGGCGAAUUCACGCAGAAAAUGGAAUUCAUCAGGAAACGUGUGGCAGCCGUGUAAUCUCAGACACAGCUGAUAUUUCACUGCAGGCACGGUCAAGAUUUUGUUUAGCAGCCGGCCAAAAGUUGCUCCAGCAGAAAUGAGACUCUACUUGUCUUUUUUAGUUGUCUUCAGUCUUUUUGUGUCUCAGUGCCAUGGCGGCUGUGCCGAGGUGGACUCCCUGACUGAGGCCGUGGCGGGAGAAGGAUUCCUGCUGGGCUGCAUCUCCUGUAAGACAAGAGAGGAGGUCCGUGCCCAAACCACCGUAGACUGGCAUUUCAAACCUCUGGGAGAGGAAGAGUUCAGGCAUAUUUUCCACUAUGACCACCCCACAGCCGACAUCCUCCAUGAAGAUUUCAGCGACCGCCUGGAGUGGCACGGCACACUAAACGAUGAUAUUCAGACAGGUGCCAUUUACAUUAAUAACAUCACCUUCAAUGACACGGGGACAUAUCGCUGCACCUUCCACCGCACCCUCUUUCUGCCGCUGUCUCCUGAGCAGGUCACUGUGGAGAAGGAGGUGGAGCUUAGCGUGGUGGCUGUAGCCAAUCGGGAGCUGGCAGACGUGAUCUCAGAGAUAAUGAUGUAUGUGCUGAUCGUGGUUCUGCAGCUGUGGCUCAUUGUGGUUCUGGUCUACUGUUACAAGAAAAUCUGGGAUGAGCACGAGGCUCGGGAGGCACGUAAAGCUGAAAAGGCUCAGGCGGCACAGUUGGAAUCCAAAGAUAACUGUGACGGGGUGCAGCUAGACUAACAUCAGCGGUGAAAAGCUGCACUGUGAUUUUGACGGCAAUGACACGAUGACCUUGACCUUGAAAUUGAGCACAGAGCAGAAGAUCAGAGCACAUUUUUCUUUGAAACUGACCUGUUCUUCUCAUUUCCACCUUCAUGUUUUUUGUGGACUCUGCUAGAGCUGCUUUGCAUGAUUAAAGUUCAAAAUAAUCCUUGUUUAUUCCAUGCUGGGCCUUGGUGCAGCCUCUCAGUUCACCGUCUGUGUUUUAGCUCCCUUUCAACCCAAGAUUCUUGUGAUUGGCUGCCCCUCAUAAGAAGUAGAUUUGAACAUGGGAAUGGGGCCUUUGUGCCUGAGAUUACCUUAUUAGGGAUAUCCCCUCUCUCUGACAUACAGACCUGAGAGUGGAUAAAUCUGAGUGCUCAGAGCAGUCUGAAGUCUGUGCUUUGGGCUCACUUAUACAUAAACUGACAUGAAUUUUGGAAAGUUUGGCCAUGUUUAAUAUGAGCAUUCACCACUGUAACAUUAAAUAUAUAACAGUAAAAAGGAAAAAGUCCACUUUGAAUGCAGGGGAAUGUGGGUCAGUAACACUUUAAGUUUGAAUUAAGCUGCAAGCAUUAAGCAUCAAGAUUGGCGAUGGACAAAGUGGAGCGUUCAAAGACAGACUGCACACAUUACUGGGUGACAUCAUAGAGUCCAUAUGAUAAAGCUGCAUUCACACUGCAUGUGAUUCUUUCAUCGUGCAUCACUUUGCAGCUGAUGGUUGGUUGUUUGCACACAUUAUAGGCUCUGGUUGCCUAGGUAACCCUCUAAUGUAUUUACUGCCAGGUCAUAUGUCAGUCAGCAAUAUCCUGCUCUCUAAGUGGUAGUUGCUUCAGUUGCUCUGCUUGAAGUUGAGAAAGGUUUAUCUUGUGAAUUGUCAAUAUUGCAUUUCCAGCAAUUAUUUCACCCAUAUUUGCUUGAAAUGGACUGACAGCAGUUUUAUAAUACUUUCUUACUACAAACCUCAUUCACCCGUCAUACGAGUGCCUUGUCAAACAUUCACACUCUGAUGGAUUCAAUAUCAGAUACUUUGACUAGGAGAGCUGGGAAUUGAACCACUGACCUUCUGAUUAGUACAUGACCCACUCUACCUCCUGAGCCACAGCCUAACCCGUGAAGCACGUCUUUAUUUAGCCAUCAAAGUUUGUAAAUUACCUUCAAUAAAGUUCAUAUUUUUGUUAA